GCGGGGUUACCUGCGCCAGGUGAUGCGCCUCACCUGGGCCGGGAAGGCGGAAGUGCUGCUGGACAUGUCAGCCUCGGCCGUCUUCAUCCUUGACCUCAAGGGCAAGAUGCUCAUCUGUCGGAAUUACAAGGGGGAUGUGAACAUGUCGGAGAUUGAGCACUUCAUCCCCAUCCUGACGCAGAGAGAAGAUGAAGGAGAUAUCUCUCCACUUCUGUCUCACGGCAAAGUCCACUUCCUGUGGAUCAAACACAGCAACCUCUACUUGGUUGCAAUGACCAAGAAAAAUGCCAACGUCUCUCUUGUGUAUGCUUUCCUCUACAAACUCGUUCAGGUCUUUACCGAAUACUUCAAGGAGCUGGAGGAGGAGAGCAUCAGGGACAACUUUGUCAUCGUCUAUGAACUGCUGGAUGAAGUGAUGGACUUUGGCUUCCCACAGACAACCGACAGUAAAAUCCUGCAGGAGUACAUCACGCAGCAGAGCCAGAAACUGGAGCUUGCUGCCCCUCGGCCCCCGGCCACUGUCACCAAUGCCGUGUCCUGGAGGUCAGAGGGCAUCAAGUACAAGAAGAACGAGGUCUUCAUCGACGUCAUCGAAGGGGUCAACGUGUUGGUCAGCGCCAAUGGGAACGUGCUUCAGAGUGAGAUCGUGGGCAGUGUCAAGCUGAGAGUCUUCCUGUCCGGAAUGCCCGAGCUCCGUCUCGGCCUCAACGACAAGGUCCUCUUCGAACUGACCGGCAGAAGUAAAAAUAAAUCCGUGGAACUCGAGGAUGUGAAGUUCCACCAGUGCGUGAGGCUCUCACGGUUUGAUAAUGACAGAACCAUCUCCUUCAUCCCACCAGACGGCGACUUUGAGCUCAUGUCUUACCGCCUCAACAUCCAUGUGAAGCCUCUGAUUUGGAUUGAAUCGGUGAUAGAGAAAUUCUCACACAGCCGUGUUGAAUACAUGAUCAAGGCCAAGAGCCAGUUCAAGAAGCAGUCGGUUGCCAACAACGUGGAGAUCAUCAUCCCGGUGCCCAGCGAUGCCGACACUCCCAAGUUCAAGACCAGCGUGGGCAGUGCCAAGUGGGUGCCGGAAAAUAACACAGUGGUGUGGACCAUCAAAUCCCUGCCAGGCGGGAAGGAAUAUUUGAUGCGCGCCCACUUUGGCCUGCCGAGUGUGGAGAAUGAAACCACUGAGGGCAAACCCCCGAUCACCAUCAAAUUCGAGAUCCCCUACUUCACUGUAUCGGGAGUCCAGGUGCGAUACAUGAAGAUCAUUGAGAAGAGUGGUUACCAGGCGCUGCCCUGGGUCAGAUACAUCACCCAAAGUGGAGAUUACCAACUGCGCACACAUUAAACUGCCGACAAUUGGGAACAUUCUCCUCAUUUCCCUCUUUCAUUUGUUUUAAUCGGCUGCUUAUUACUGUUACAGCAAGUGCCUUAAAUAUCUUGUUCACUUUUACUGUUAAGAUGACCCUAAAAUAAUUAAAUUAAUUAAAGAUGGCUCUCUACUAUCACAGAGGCCAACAGCAAUACAGACCUUCCACAUACACCUUGGGAGCCAAGAUGCUUCACAAGACCGGGACUUACCAUGGUUUGGACAAGCUUUGGUUUGUGGAGCUUAGAGGGACCUUCUGGCCAUCUGGGCUGUGGAAUUGGACCCUGCCUGAUCAGUACUGUUGCUUGUACCUUGUGUACCUUGUGCCUGCCCCUCCUUGCCUUGCCUUCAUCCAGGUUUGGAAACGCCAAAGGAUUCCCAGAAUCCACAGCCUUUCUGAGAGAGAUUUGCACUUCACUCCUGACUGGACCAACAGUGACCCAGAACUAGAACGGGUCAGGCAGCAUCUCUGGGAAAUGUGGAUGAGUGACAUUCCCUCAUAGUCUGAAGAAGGGUGCCCAUCUGAAACGUCACCUAUCCAUGUUCACCUGAGACGCUGCCUGACCUGCUGAGUUACUCCAGCACUCUGUGAAAUGUCAGCUAUCCAUGUUCUCCAGAGAUGCUGCCUGACCUGCUGAGUUACUUCAACACUCUGUUUUUUUGUUAACCAGAGAAACGAUCGGUGAAUUUAGUCACAAAGCUGAAGUGUUGCUGAAGUGUCCAAGGGAUCUCACUCGCGCUCAUGGUUUAUUGGGCAGUCUCGGAGGCGUGCUGCGUUUCAGAGGGAACAUAGAAACAUAGAAAUUAGGUGCAGGAGUAGGCCAUUCGGCCCUUCGAGCCUGCACCGCCAUUCAAUAUGAUCAUGGCUGAUCAUCCAACUCAGUAUCCCGUACCUGCCUUCUCUCCAUACCCCCUGAUCCCCUUAGCCAGAAGGGCCACAUCUAACUCCCUCUUAAAUAUCUUAACCUCUGUGGCAGAGAGUUCCAGAGAUUCACCACCCUCUGUGUGAAUGUGAGCGUGAUGUUACUGGUAGAGGCUUCUGUAGUUCCAGUUUCCUCCAUUCUUGCUUUCUAAACCAUGUACGUCCGCAAUCUGAAUUACGAGUAGAAACUAGCAGAAAUAUCCAGCAGGCUGGGCAGCAUCUGCGGAGAGAGAAACAGAGCUAACAUUACAGUUUGAAGAUUGACACAAAAAGCUGGAGUAACUCAGCGGGUCAGACUCUCUGGAGAAAAGGAAUAGGUGACUUUUCAGUUCGAAACCCUUCUCCAAGAAUGAAGAAAUGCCACUUAUCCCUGCUUUCCAGAGAUGAUGCCUGAACCAGCAUCUGCAGUUUGUUUCUAACAUUACAGUCCAUGUCUUUUGUUGUUGUCACCGUUCCCAAAACGAUUCUUCCAGUUCGGUGUUUAGUUUGAGCACUGCUCCCACUAAUACAUUAGUGCCUGUAGAUUUGUAGAAAAUCACCAUUUAUAACCUGUGCAGAAAGUCGCCUGUGUUUUUUAAAUUUUGUGAAUAAAGAUUUGAAAAUGCAUUCAAUUAAAACCCCUUUUGUAAUUCCACAUUGUCCAAUGGAGAGACCUGAUUGUUCCUGAAACUAAUGUCAGUUAAUUUCAAUAAAAGCAAAGCAGAAACUC
Messenger RNA from Leucoraja erinaceus (little skate), 2988 nucleotides. RefSeq names its product AP-1 complex subunit mu-2. The record is from RefSeq and is a predicted model, not a curated record. The coding region runs from base 23 to 1336 and encodes 437 amino acids. Gene Ontology annotation, molecular function: clathrin-cargo adaptor activity. The transcript has 12 exons. Gene Ontology annotation, biological process: vesicle-mediated transport; intracellular protein transport. Gene Ontology annotation, cellular component: clathrin-coated vesicle; clathrin adaptor complex. Lineage: Eukaryota; Metazoa; Chordata; Chondrichthyes; Rajiformes; Rajidae.